AUGAUGGAGCAAAUCCAAAGUGACGAAUUACUUAAUCCACGCAAAGAAAGGAAAAUAAUUAGAAACAUAAAAAGUAUGUCUCGAACGAAUUCCAUUAACUAUGAAGGUGUAAAUGGGGAGAUGAAAAUUAACCUGAACAGCAAGGUGAAAAUGGUCAAAAGUUGUGCAAGAAAAAAUUACACCCAUGGUGGCAAAGUACCCACACUAAACUAUGCUACACCUACGGAAGAGAAGAAUAGACAGACUAGUAACGAUGGCAGAAGUAAACAAAGUAAAGGGAAAACACUUCUUGGUAAAAUAAAAACGUGCCGUGCAAAACGAAUUAAACAGAGGAAUCAGCCAAAUGUAAAACAAAGCAACGAAAUGAAUCCGCCCUGUGUAGAUGCAGAGGAAAGAAACAGCUAUGUAAAGGGAGUUGACACGAAUCACGGAUCCCUUAAAAACGUGAGACAACUUCGCGUCGACCUGCAGUUCUUCCUCAGAAAUGCGCAGUACCUUAACGAAGCCUUUUUCAAAAGAGACACUCUCCAGUCCAAUCGAACUAAAAAGGAAAUUCUAAAAAUGGGUGAACAAAAUGUAGUGACCACAGAAGAGGAUCGCCCUGACUGUGCAGGAAAUUCGGCCAAGGAGUUAGUAACAAAUGAACAAUCUGCAGGUAAAGGAGAAAUAGGCACAAAAGAGACGCAAAGUUCGACCCAUCAGCAGUGCAGCCAAAGUUUUACGCAAACCCAUGAGGGGACUGCCGAAAUGGCUGGAAAGAAUCCUCAAAAUGAAUCCUCACUUAGUUGCUACCAAAUUAGACAUACCACUAUGAAGGAGGCUACUACUGACCCUCCGAAUAAACAGAAUUCUUUACUCAUGGGUGAGCAAAAAAGGAGCGAAAGGAAGUGCAGACAAAGGGGCAAAACUCGCAACAGGCACACUCCAAGCAGUGACAAUGAUGACAAUAACAUUGCAGACGUUCAGCACGUAAGAAAAAGAAUGAAAUGGGACGUCUAUUCGGAAAGGCCACUCAGAAUAAAUGGAGAGCAGAUGUGCAAGGAGAGCACAGAUUCGGUGAAUAAGGGCCCCCUCAAUAGCAACACUGGCAGUACAGGCAAUCAAGGCAUCCCCGAAAACGUCCCCUAUGACCACGUCGAAGACAUCAUCGAUAGGGUUAACCUAAACGGAACACAACUCCACACGGAUCAGAGCAGCACCAACAAAGGGGAACCCCCGAAAAGAAAAAAUUGCAGUAUUCCCACCGAACGGGCAUACAACAUAAAGGAUAUAAUAGACAGAAACGUUUUAACAAAUUUUAUUAAGUGCGUUAAUAAGCAAUACAUGAAUGGGAACAGAAAUGAACCCAAUCAAACUGCAGUUAAGGAUAGAAAUGGAAAGAACGAUAAAGGGAAAUUGUUGCCUGUAUGUACUCCCGGGUGUUCGACAAGGGGAGUGACCUACGGAAGCAAAGAGGUAGAUCAUCGUGGGGAAGACAAGAACAGUGAAGAUAAAACCGAUGGUCAUAAUUUCCAUGUUGUGCAGUCUGUACAAUCUGUGCGGGAUGGCCAAUGUGAUGAGAAGAAGCAGCAGCAGGGAGGUAACUCCAAUGUGCACAUUAACCCCUAUGACCGCCCCUACAGCGGUGAAAUGGAAAAGCUGAAGAAGUCACCCAAAAGCAAGGACCCCUCAUGCAAUGGGGAAAAUGUCUUCGCAAAUUGUCCUACCACAUGUGCCAGUGCCGAAAAGGAGAUAUCCCACAUGGUGAAUAAAAAUGCACAAGUGAAAAAUAAGUUGAUCCAAUUGAACAGCCUUAAGAAUGAACCUCCUAGCCAUUUCCGCAGAGGCUACAAUGAUGAUCUGGUAACACAUGAAAAAGGAAAUCCUUCCAAAGAAGCCACUGUAAAAACGAAGGAAGCCAAUAAAAAUGACCACAUGGCAACGGAAAAGUUAACCCCCAAUUUAGCCUUUAACAAAAUGUAUGAAGAUGAGUCCUCUGCUCUUAUUAGGAAGUACCAGGAGAUUCUUCUGCAGAAUGUUUCCAAGUCACCUCCCCAUGUAGACAAGAAAGAAUUUGAAAAAUGCAAGUAUUGCGUUUUGCACAUUUUGAACCAGCACAGGGGGGAAGACGGGGACAGCCAAAACGGCAACCAAAACGGUAACCAAAGCGAUAACCUCCUUUGUAAGGACGGCAAAUGCGUUGACGAUGGGCUAAAGAACGAAGCGAAAGCCACCGCCCAUACCGGGGCAACCAAGGCCGGCAUCUACCAAGACAUCGCUCAUAUAGGCGACCUCACAAAGAGCUUCAAGGGCAACUACGAAUCUUUGAAAAAUUACCUGAACAAUUUAAACAAGAAAGAAAAAAACGUUCACGACUACCUUCUAAACCUUUACUGCUAUGCCUACAUAAGGCAGUGCGCUGUCAAUAAGGCGAAGACGGCAGAUGGAAACAACCCCACUGUUAGCAAGGAAGAAGAGAAUAAGGGGAAGACGAUCGAAGGAACUCUUCCCAACAAUAUGAACAACCAUUACGGCAAAGAUAAGGGGGACUCCGUGAAUAGUCAUUCUGUGAAGGGAAUUAAUGAGAACGCUAAUAGUGAAGAAAAGGGAAAAAACAGCCCCCCCAAUUUGUCAAAUGAGGGGGUAAAGCUCUCCAAUAGCGCCCCAAGCAACAGCAGAGGUUACAACGGUGGUAAGGACUUUUCCGCAAACUGUAAUCAGAGGCAGGUGUGCAGCAGCGUGACGAAGGAGGAUCGAAAAGCAGAUCAGUCAACAGAUCAGCCAACAGAUCAGCCAGCAGAUCACAAGGCGGAACACGUGACAGGGAGCAACCCCCUCCGCGUGAACGAAAAACCUAGUGUCGACGCAAAAAAUGGCGAAAUUAGAAAAAUUCUGUGCAGAUACUACAACUACUUGAAGCUAAAAAAUUACAUCAUCCCUUAUAACAUGUACAACAAUUCCACGGGGGUGACCAACAAAGAGAGCAGCCUCAGUCAGGGUGGAGCAAAGGAUAAGCAUAAUAACAACAACGAUGAGAGCAAUGAUAAAAGUAGACACAACAACAGAAAUGCAACCAUAGAAGAGGACCUCAUUAACAUAUCAUACAAUUUCAUCACAGAACAUAGAGGGCCAAAUAAUAACCUAACCUAUGAUCAUUUUUGCAAUUUUCACAAAAAAGAAUUUUUUAAAAAAAGGACAAACAAUAUGCUAAAUAGAACAGACGAAGCUGCUACGAAAAAAUGGGAUGAACCGAAACUGCAAUACAGUGAUUACAACACCCGGUUAAUGAGCAGUUACACUUAUGAUGGUCAUCACAGCAAGAACGCUUACAAGAAGAAAAAUAACGGAAGUCAUUUUUACCUGUUCAAAUAUUUAAUAGAAAAUUUGAACCGAGAAGAACUACAAAAGUUGAUGCUUUGUCAGUGCUGUUAUGUGAUAAAAAAAAUCGAAAAUAAAAUGACCCCCCUGGAUGUGAUUUUAGAUACCCAGAUUUUGUUUCAUGACUGUAACAGGUACUUUAAGAACCAGGGUUGGGUAGACAACAAUGGAAUUUCUCAGGAGGGGGCAAAGUUAGAGACGCACAAUUUAGGGAAGGAUAGUCGUUCCGCUAGUAGAAGCAACCCCGGUGAAGGUCUCCACUUUAAUGCAUUGCAUAGGAAUGAACUUGCGAAAUUGCACAACGGGGUGGGCACAAAUGGGGGCAAACCUCCUCAGAACAGAAGAGCCGCCCCCACGUGCUCUAACCCGUCUGAGGUUAGCCACCACGCCAACAGCAGCAGUGACCAAACCAAUAAGGGACACACCACCAGUAGCAGAAGCAGCGUCCACUUUUACAAUUUUGAAAACCACGAAGUAUCCAUGACCUCCACGACGGCGUCUAUGAGUUGGCAAGGAAAAGCAUUCGCAAAUGAAAAAAAUAAAAACGAAGAAAAGUGCAACGAAAAGUGGAAAAGGAAAAAUGACAAGGGGAGAAAUAAUCACCUAGCUGGAAAAGCAGAAAAGGAAAAUAAAGAAAAAGUGAAGAGGUACCAAAAGGCACGCAGUAACAUAGACUGCAGCAAGUUCGAAAGCGCAUUGUUUAGAAUAGCUAGCCGCAAAUUGAGGGACCUACACAGUCAGGGGGAGAAUAUCUACACGAGGGGCAAACGGAUGCCCGACACUGCGUAG
Plasmodium coatneyi is the source of this 4146-nucleotide messenger RNA. RefSeq lists its product as uncharacterized. Lineage: Eukaryota; Apicomplexa; Aconoidasida; Haemosporida; Plasmodiidae. The coding region runs from base 1 to 4146 and encodes 1381 amino acids. The transcript has a single exon. The record is from RefSeq and is a predicted model, not a curated record.